UUUACGGAGCCCUCCAAGCUCCCGCCAUGUUGAUUGGCAGCCAUAAUGUGUUUAUACUGGAAGUAACGCUUUGAUUUGAAGAAAAAAAUACUUGCAAUAUAUAUUUUAUCCUUCUCGAUCACCUUUUGAGGAUAUGAGGAAAAAUGUACACACGCUUGUAUCGCGUGCCCUGCGCACGGGAGUGUAUUUCUGUUACUGUGGAUACACAUGAAAAAGUGUCGCAUUGAAGCAGUGGAGGUACAGGAGAAUGGCAGUGGCCAAGAGUGGCUAGUGCAGGCUGUGGUGUGAGCCUCUGAUGGCGCAGAGCAGCUUUAGUGCACAGCAGCAAGACUCGGGCGGAGGAAUAUCCUUCCUGGGGCAGAGAUCACCACCAGCUAAGCAACUUGGGCCAGGCAGUGUUUCUGACCUGCCGGAGCCAAAACACCGUCAUCGUACCAGCUCCAGCAGCUGCUCUAGCAACAGCAACCACGCAAGCAGCAACGAGAACUGCGAAGGUUCUUCCUCCUCCUCGUCUUCCUCGUCUAGUUGCUCCUCGUCGAGCUGCUCUUCAUCUUCUAGCUCCUCGGGGGAGGAGGAUGGCUGCGAGUUUGCUAUUGUGCAGCAAACUCAACAGCAAGACCCACUCAAGCUGCGCAUCGCGGCACGAAGGGUGUCGCGACAAAGUGCCACAAUGGACGAGGGAUCGGUGUCGUCUUCGGCUGUGCGGAUGCGCAUCAAGCAGCACAAGCGCAAGCGAAGGACGUCGCGUAGCAGGCGUAUGCCACGCUGCUCCUGCAUGGAGAACCGGAUGCGAAGAAUGCAACAGCAAGGUGGGGAGUCACCGCAGUGCAGCUACACUCCAUGCAAUGGUAGCAUUGCAUCACGCCAGGCAUCACGGUCCUGUAGCAGCAGUCGUUCCUCGAGCAGUUCCUCAUCCAGCUCUGGCAGCUCCGGUUCAAGUUCAUCAGGAAGUUCCAGCUCUGACUCCAGUUCUGGAAGUUCAAGCUCUUCGGGGAGUUCAUCGAGUACAUCAGACAGUGAGAGUUCGUGCAGUGUCUCCUCCAACUACUCCAGUUGCAGCAGGCGGCGACGUUCACCGCAACCACCAGUCAAGUCUCCCAUACGUCAGUUCACCCUGGAAGAAGCCGUUCAGCCAACUUCAGCCAUAGUAAACAAGGACGUGUCCAUCGAAGAGGAGGGUAAAAACUUUGCUUCUCGACAACUGCCCACCCCUGCGAUUCUUCCAACAUUACCAACUUACCUCGGUGCAGAUGCGAGUGCGAAUGUGUCGCCCGACAGCGGAAUUCAGUCGUGCGGCGAAUCUCCGCAACGGUUGGGGUGCUCGAGUGAAGGCAAUGUUGCUGAGGAAGUUGAAGACGUGAGGAUGCCGCACCAAGAUGAAAAGUGUGCAUCUCCUCUUAGGAUAACCUCGCCACUGUGGUCCGGAUGCUCGGAAGCAACGUUACAGUCAACGAGGCAAACACCGAAGCAAGAACACCAGAUACCUGAAAUAGUGCAAAAGGAAAAGGUUUCAUCCAAGUUCAACGGAAAUGAGUCCUUGAAACAAACCGAGAAGUCGGAAGAAGUGAAAGCAACGUCGCCACCACGACUUCGGAGUCGUACCCAAGGACGUGGUUGUACCGUUGGGAGGAGCACAUCGACACUGCCAGGCAAGGAAGCAGAAUUGGGAACUAGAAUAGGAGGUUCUUUGGAUGGGUCGCACUGUGGUGAUGAAAUGUGCGACGGCGCCUGGCCGAUGAAACGCAGUCCGAGAGUCAAGGAGAAGCUGGAGAGAACAAAGACACGCCGUAGCAAUGCUCUGGGAGAUAGUGAACUACAGAGGCUGGUGAGAGAGGUUCAGGACUCUAUAGGGUCUCAGUUUCAGGAAACUGGAAGCGAUUCAGAAACGAAGAUGAGAGAUGUAAGCAUUCAUGACAUGAUUGGACUGAAACAGGAAAAGCUGGAUGCUGUGGUUGUGGUGGAACAGAUGCUGGGGAAAAUGGAACCAGAUGUUCCAGUGGAUCGUGCCAACGAGACUGUCGUGGACUCUAAAACGGAAUCAAUUCCUCAAGUUAUUGAAGUGGAGAACGAAAAACCAGCUCCUCGGAAAAGAGGGCGCCCUCGUCUAGAUCCCUCAAAAAGAAAAUCCAAACAAAAACUCAACCACGAAAGGUUACCUGUACCCUGUGAAGAACAUCAUCCUUCACAGUUGAACAGCAGAAUCGGUAGUGAAAGAGCAGUACCUAGCUCUUUUCAUAAUUCGACGCACGACUUAUCGGAAAAGAACGGAAGAGAACCGGUUCAUUUGGAAGCUUCACUUCCGGGAAUCGAUAAGAAUGUUAUUAGUCAACGAAACACGGACAUUGAAAAGACUCGAGAUGACUCCUCUCGGGACUCCAGCGCUGCGAGGGACAAGGAGUUCACCACGCCAGAUGUGGAGAAGCUGCUUCUCGAGUGCAGCGUUGAAGAGCAACUUAACCUCCUGCACAUGUGUCAGCGGAAGCUGCGCAAGAAAAGGUUCGCUCAGCCGUCACCACGUCCCAAGCACUCUGACCACCGGAAGAGAAAUCGAGGGGCCAAAACACCUAAACCCACGUCAGCGACUCCGAGCAUGAUCCUGGAGGCUCUCGACUCUAUUAGUGACACCUUGGCUGCAACUUCUCUGUCAAAGCAGACGAUACCUGCAACUACGAGGUAUGCAGGUUGUGUGCCACCAAUGUUUCGUAUCGUCAAGUACCUGAAACCUAAGCGUGUAUCAGAGAGGCCAUCGCGGCUCUCUGCAAGUGCUAGUCUGAGCGCUGGAAGUGGAAAAAAGCAUGCAAGCUCCAUCAAGAUGGAAGCCCGGAAAGGCGAGAAAGAAGAGCCAAAGCAGAGUGCUCCUAAGAAGGGGAAGGGAAAGAAGAACACCCAUUCUGUCUGCUCCGCUGAGUCGUCACCAGAAACGGAAAGUUCUUCGAGAGAGAGGUGUUUGCCCCUGAAGAAGAGGCACUGUUUACUCAGUGAAGAACAUGGUGAAGGUAGCAGAGAGGACAGUUCACAUGACGAGGAUAGAGAAGUUGAAGAAACACUAAGCACAAAGCGUGAGGAAGACAUACAAACUCAUGUGUCACCUCUGGAGGUAAAAGAAAUACCUAUUCUGACGAAAGCAGCGAAGAAGAUAAUGCCACCUGUGGGCUGUCCUCCUUUGAAAAGAGAGAAAGGACGGAAGCGAGGACGGCUGCUCAAAGACAAAAAGGCAAAGCUUAGCACAAAGAAAUGCAUUCGGCCACACCCCGCACAACAGUCAUCUUCGAUCGAUGAAGCUAUUGAGUGCUGCAUUCAAAAGUUCACGGAAGCUCUGGAUACAGCAAAACUUCACGAAAGGUCACGGUCACGGUCUCCAUUCAAGCGCAUGGACGAAGAGAAACCUGCUGCAGACUUACACAGUGAGCCUCUGCCACUUCCAGAGAGGGUAGACAACGCGGACGAGAUCGGCAGCGAUGAUGACGACGACGACUUGCCUCUCGCGAGCCUUUUGCCUCAGCCGGCGAUUUGCGAUGACGGCGGGAACAACGAAACAUCGAUCAUCCGAGAAGACAGCGACUCGGACAACCCGCUGAAGAAGAUCUCGCUGCUGAAGCAGAAGCAGCAGAAACUGCUGAAGGCGGUAGAGAAGGCAAAGAGGUCGAAACAACUGGAGGAGAAAGGAGAAGUGGGAGAGGCAAAGCGUAAGUAUCGCAAGCGAAAGAUCAGGAACCGCACAGGGUUUGUGAAGGUCAAGAGGAAGAAGGUGAUCAAGAAACACGAUGCGGAGGUUGUAGACGUGGAGGAGAAAGUGACUGUGGAAGAAGAGACAUGCAAAGUGGGACCUAAUGUAGAAGAACUCAAGGCAGACACGGAAGGAGCUAAGGCAGAUGACAGUGGUGUAACCGAUGACACAGUUUCCCAAGUGGACGUUGAAAAAGUUGAAGCCAAGAAGGAAGCUGAUAAAGGAGAAAAUGUAGUGGAAGAAAAAAUGGCUGAUAUGGAUGCUGGUGACGAGACAAGAGCUGAAGGGCAGCCAGCUGAUGAUGUAAAGAAAGAAACAGCCUCCAAUGUAGUUACAGCUACUGCCAAGGAGAAAAGGAAAAAUAAAGUACAGAAGGCAAGAAGCAGCCUGCCUCUUUCAAGAAAGAAAAAGAAAGCAUACAAGGCUGCAGGCAAAUACAAGAAAGCACGAACCGACGCAGGAAAGGUGGUGGACACCAUCAGAGAAGCCAUCGAAGCUGUUGUGUGUAGCAGCAAGGAGAAAACUGCGCCAUCCUUGAACAAGAAGAAAAAUUGUGUCCCUGUGACAGAGUACAAAAUAUCGAGCAAAUCCAAAAGUGUAGAAAGGAGGAAGAAGAAGAAGAAAGGAGCAACUGAACUGGACAAGAACAAUCGAGAAUCUGACUCUUGCGGAGAGCCUCCUCGGAAAGCACGCAAGGCCGAGUCAGUCGACAAGGCGAAGAAAUCUGCCUCCCCCAGCACGCCUACCCCAGAAGAUACACCGGUGAUUUCAGUGACAAAACCAUCAUCGGGGUUCAGCGGCCAACGUGAGAAACGACGUCGCCGUAGGCGUCGUGAACACCAGCUUCCUAAGAAGAAAUACUUGAAGGCCGGACUCUACUCCGACUGUUUCAAGGAGGACGGGAAUGCUGCAAAGGAAGGCACGGAAACGAGCGCUGCUUCUUCGAGCUUGCCCGAGCAGCUGAGUUCUCUCAAUAUCAACACACUACUGCAGUGGGUGCAGAACAUGGAAUUGUCCCACCUAACUCCACCUGAAGCAUAUUCAGCAUCAACUAACACAAGCACCACAGCCCGUGAUGCCAGCAAGGAAAGCAGCCCGCAGCCGGGUGAGGAUAAAUCAUCCCGACUCAUGCCAUCUCCCAUCCAUGCGGGAAAGUUUUUGAGAGAAAAGCGUUUGGAUUUUGUCCUUCCAUACGACAUCUGGUGGUUACACAAACACAAGCAGCUUCUGUACAGCUAUGACCCAGUGAACAACUACAAGCGGAUAAAGACAAAUGUAUAUGUGGAUGUAAAACCAGUGUCCAAGUAUGAUGUUCAGAGCUGCAACUGUAAGCUACCAAAAGAAAAGACUGAGAGAGGCUGUGGAUCAGAUUGUCUGAAUAGGAUGAUGUAUGUGGAGUGCUCCCCUGCACUGUGUCCCUGUGGUGAACAGUGUGGCAACCAGAAAAUACAGAAGCACGACUGGAGUCCAGGAUUGGAACGUUUUAUGACGAAAGACAGGGGCUGGGGUAUUCGUACCAGGGAGCCUAUCAAAGCUGGCAAGUUCAUCCUGGAGUAUGUCGGAGAGAUUGUGAGCGAGCAGGAGUUCCGACAUCGUAUGGCUGAGCGGUACAGGCACGAUGAGCACCACUACUGCCUCAAUCUGGACUCCGGGAUGGUCAUUGAUGGGUACCGCAUGGCCGGUGAAGGAAGGUUCGUCAACCACGGCUGUGACCCCAACUGUGAGAUGCAGAAAUGGUCUGUGAAUGGGGUUUAUCGCAUUGGACUGUUUGCCCUAAAAGACAUUGGUAGCAACACAGAGAUCUGCUAUGACUACAACUUUCAUAACUUCAACAAUGAACGCCUGCAAGUCUGCAAGUGUGGCAGCGAGAAGUGUCGUGGCUUCAUCGGCGGGAAGACGCAAAGGCUGAAUGGACAGAACAAAGAUAAGGACAAAGAGAAAGAGAAGGAUGGAACAAAGGGAACUUCGAGUCGGUCUAUGCGAAAGCAGCGUCUCAAGCAUAAGAAAGAUGUGAAAGCAGGCGGCACCACAGUAGGAGAACCAGCAGGAAGCCGUCCGGGUCAACAGCAGCUUCAUCUGAAGCCUCUCUCUCACCAACAAAGAUGCUUUGUGCAAAAGCACAGGUGCUUCCUGCUCAGGAACUACGACCGUUCCAAACGCUGCAUGAGCCGAAUGCCACGAGACAAGCAAUCAACUAGCAGUGAAUCAUCAGCGCACCGUAAAUCGUCCCUGCAAUCUCAUCAACCCAUGCAACCCAGUCAGAGCCAGCCUGCAGGUGACGAUGCCGCAACGUGUCAGGAAGAGGCCUUUCGUACUCAACUCACGGCUCUGAGCACUGCACGCUCAGUUCGAACGAGGCGGCUGGCACGAGCCCAAGAAAAUGUGGCGUUAGCGCGUACUGCUCGCUUGGCACAGGUCUUCAGGGAAGUGUACAGUGCAGUCUUAACAUGCAAAGAUGAUGCGGGAAAGGCACUGGCAACACCACUUGUCAGUCUUCCAUCACGAAGAAAGUGUCCAGACUACUUUGAGAAGGUGACCAGCCCAAUCGACCUCAACACAAUCGAGAAGAACAUCCUCACCGGCGAGUACAGGGACCUAGAAACAUUUGUUGCUGAUUUCAACCUUCUGUUUGACAAUGCUGACCUCUACCAUGGGAGUAGCAACGCUGAGCUUUCUUCAGCGCUCUCCAAAUUAAGAAGGUGUUACGAAGAAGCAAAGUAUUUGGUUGUGCCAGUGCUAGAAGACAUCCUGGGAGAGCCUGUGCCGGCACACUUCACUUCUUAUUCUUCUGCCAAUGACAAGCCAAAUGCAGAGGAUGAAGAAGUAAUUCGCUGCAUCUGCAACAUCUUCAAGGACGAAGGGCUCAUGAUUCAAUGUGAAAAAUGCUUUGUAUGGCAACAUUGUGACUGCAUGGGUGUGGAUGGAAACAUCGAGAACUACCUGUGUGAACUGUGCAAGCCACGCGAAGUAAACAGGGAAAUACCAUUUGGGCCCCCUGCACAGGGGACAGGGUACCAGUCCUUCCUGACACUGCUUAAAAAUGGCUUGCAAGUAAAGCAAGGAGAUUGUGUAUACCUGAGAAAAGACAAAGAUGCCAGUCCACUGCGACCCCUGUCGCGAGACCUGCAGGAUGCGGGUGAGGAAGAUGUGGCCGAAGCAGAAGCUGGGGGAAAAUCUCUCCUACUUCGUAGCCUUCGUGGUGAGUCUGCCACGUCAUCUACUGACAGUACAAGUGGGACAUCGAAUGACAAGGACAGUGCACUGCAAGACCACCUUGACAUCUUCCGGGUGGAGCGACUGUGGAAAAACGAGAGAGGUGAAAAAUAUCUGUUUGGUCACCACUACCUUCGGCCACAUGAAACAUUUCAUGAACCAACGCGGAAAUUCUUUCACAAUGAGGUUUUUAGAGUUCCACUGUAUGAAAUUGUGUCCCUCGACUGCGUGGUGGGCACAUGCAGUGUCCUCGACUUGGCUACCUACUGCAAGGGACGUCCAAGAGGCAUGCAGGAGAAGGAUGUCUAUGUCUGCGAGUAUAGGGUGGACAAAAGUGCCCGUUUAUUCUACCGCAUCACGAAGCCCAAGUACCCGGUGUGCACAAAAAGCUACGCUUUUGAUGCCUUUGAUGUGAAGUUGACUCCGAAAAGAACCUACUCGCCUCACAGUGUCCCAGUUGUCUAUCAGAAGCGAGGUCGUUCCAGGGGUCAUGGCGCGCAGAACGACAUCACUGAUGUUGAUAAGGCAGCCAAAAAGGACCACCUGGACAAAGUGGUGCGUCGCCUCACAACAGCGGCAUCUGUGACGGCACACCCCGAAGAUGAGGACCCGUCGUCGUACCUUCCUGCUGCAACACUUUGAAGGAAGAGUUUCACAGUGCAUCAGGAUCACCAUUUCACCAGUGUGCAGAGACUCUACUCAUACAUAUAAAUAUAUACAUAUAUAUAAAUAUAUAUAUACAUACAAGGGCUUGGACCCAAGGAGCGACUGAUGAUUGUUUUUCACAAUCUCGAAAGCAGCACUUGUGUCAUCACCUGGGGAAUUCUUCCUGCUAUUUGGUUUCAGGUCUGGUCAUAAUUUCUAAAGCUCUGUAACUCUCCUGAGCACAGGCUUUUUAUUGAGAGGGGGGAUUUAAUGGCUAACUUCCUGCCAAUGUAGAGUUGUAUAAUCUCAAUGUCAUGACUGCCAGUAUGUUCCAGUUGCACAGCUGCGGUGAUGUUAUCGAUUUUAGUUGUUUUAAUGGUUCCAUGCUUUUCAUGUGAAGAUACCACACGAGUCCAUUCAUAACUUCAUUUUUUUUUUUAAUAAUGGUGUUGCACAUUUUGCAAAUUUUCAUACACAGCAUGAAAACGCACCUACCGCACAUUGCAGUGAACACCUGCUGCAUGCUCCACACUCUUGGGGACUUUAAGUGCUGCACAGAAAUUAGUUGUUUUAAUCCGAUGUUGUAUUUUUUAGCUUUGUCCACAAACAUUCAUUUUCAGAGGAAAAAAAUUGCACUGAAUUUUGGCUUUGGUUAUGUCUGCACCCAUGAGAUGUUGAUUGAUGUUCCGUUUAACUCUGUGCGCAAAGCAAAACAAACAGCAUGUGCAUGAAUUUUUACGAAUUUUUAUCUGUGCCAUUAUGGUUUGUUUCCUGUACAAGUCAUUUCAGUGUGGAGGUGGUUCUUCACAGUAUUCACUUGCUGCUGCUGCUGCUGUGAUGGAUGUGGUUAUUUAUUUAUUAGACUUUGUGUUACAAUCAUUGUGUUCUGCAGUAUUUCGUCUUUCACAUCUGUUUUCACUGCAUUUAGUGUCUUGUCAUAGACAAGGCCCAGUUCUCACGUUCUUCUUAGUCAAGUGCUGUCCGAAAGGUAGUUCUGAACUGCCAGUUUUGCAUGGUUUCAUUCUUAGUCCUGACAUGGUCUACUGUUAUCGACGUUACAUUUUCACCAAUAUCUUCACAUUCAUUGAUUCAGCACAUUCUGUUUUUAUAUGUUCUUUCGUGUGUUGCAGAUCAGUGUACAUAAUACUCAGUAAUUUCCUCUUCACUGAAUGUUCUUAGUUUGGUAGAAGCCCUGUAAAUAAGCUGUAGCUACUUUAACUGGUGUUGAUCUGAGUCCAUGAGUAUUAAAUGUUAUUUUUGAACAAAAUG
This is a messenger RNA of Ornithodoros turicata, 8854 nucleotides long. RefSeq names its product histone-lysine N-methyltransferase ASH1L-like (gene ash1). Gene Ontology annotation, molecular function: histone H3K4 methyltransferase activity; protein binding; chromatin binding. The coding region runs from base 296 to 7582 and encodes 2428 amino acids. Gene Ontology annotation, cellular component: nucleus; nucleoplasm. The transcript is spliced from 27 exons. NCBI's taxonomy places the organism in Eukaryota, Metazoa, Arthropoda, Arachnida, Ixodida, Argasidae. Gene Ontology annotation, biological process: regulation of DNA-templated transcription. The record is from RefSeq and is a predicted model, not a curated record.